AUGCUUAUUGACAUCGUCAUCCAUGGUGACAUUCUAUGUCCGUGGUGUUUUCUCCAGAAAAAGACCCUCGAGGAAGCCAUGGAACGAUAUCAAGCACUCCACCCAGAAGUCGAAUUCGAUGUCACAUGGAAGCCCUUUCUUCUGUAUCCCACGCUACGAAGAAGUGACAAGCGUGCCCUCUAUGAAAAGCUCAUGUCCCCAGAGAAGCUUCGUCUCUUCACUUCUCGACUCCAAACAGCCGGUGCUCGUCACGGCAUCGAAUUCUCUGUAACUGGGAAGACAGGGCCUUCACAGCCUGCCCACCGACUUGUGGCCUUGACCCUUCAAACUCGUGGAGCAAAUGUCCAGUCUGCGUUUCUUGAUGCUCUGUUCCGUGGUCACUUUGAAAACGGGGCUGACAUUGCUGACGAAGCGUGGUUGAUGCACGUAGGCCGAACAGAGGCCAAACUCGAAGAUUCUGAUAUGAGAGCCGCGCUUCUGGGGCCGGGUCUGGGGAAGUCGCUCGAGGACGAGGUCAGAACUGCAGCCAUAGCGGGUGUAGAAGCCGUGCCUUGCGUUACGGUUCAGAAGAAAUUUCGGGUUGGAGGGUAUCAAGAGUCAGACAUCUUUGAGAGCUUGUUUGACAAGAUACGGCGAGAGAACAGGUAA
This is a messenger RNA of Fusarium oxysporum Fo47, 648 nucleotides long. RefSeq names its product thioredoxin-like protein. The transcript is spliced from 2 exons. The record is from RefSeq and is a predicted model, not a curated record. Gene Ontology annotation, molecular function: oxidoreductase activity. Lineage: Eukaryota; Fungi; Ascomycota; Sordariomycetes; Hypocreales; Nectriaceae. The coding region runs from base 1 to 648 and encodes 215 amino acids.